GUUGGUCGGCUGUACUUUAUUAUAGCAUACCAAGCAAGUUUCUAUAGUCUGUGUGCGACUAUAUAACACUCGGCGGACACUUGUUGCUUCUAAGAGCGUAGAGCACCCUGUAAAGAAAUAACAAUAAGAUCAUACAAGAGGUUAGUCUUAACCACAGUUAUUCCAUUCUCAGUCAUGGCUAAACACACUGUGCUUGUGAUUGGCGGCGGUGGCAGAGAACACGCUAUAUGUUGGAAAUUGGCCCAAUCAAAUGAUGUUGACCGUAUAUAUGUCAGUCCUGGCAAUGUCGGUAUCUGUGAGAUAGAUAAAGUUUUUUCGGUACAUUUAAAUGUUAAAAACAAUAAGGAGAUUGUGGAGUGGAGUAAAAGAAAUGAAGUAGACUUUGUUGUUGUGGGUCCAGAGGAAUACUUGGCAAAUGGUUUGGCAGAUGAAUUAAAGAAUGCUAAUAUACUAUGCUUUGGACCUGGAAAGGAAGCUGCCAGGAUUGAAUCUGACAAAGAUUGGGCUAAAUGUUUUAUGGAUAGACAUAAUAUUCCUACUGCUAGGUGGAAGGGAUUUAUUAAAGCAGAUGAUGCUAAGAAAUUCAUUAAAGAGUCACCAUUCAAAGCUCUGGUAGUUAAAGCUGCAGGUCUGGCAGCAGGCAAAGGUGUGGUUGUAGCAGCUAAUAAACAGGAAGCUUGUCAGGCAGUAGAUGAAAUGCUGACCGAUAGAAAAUUCGGCAGCGCUGGCGAAAAUGUUGUUAUUGAGGAACUCCUGGAGGGGGAGGAAGUAUCAGUAUUAGCAUUUACCGACGGAAAAACUGUUGUUAGCAUGGCUCCUGCUCAAGAUCACAAGAGAAUAUUCAAUGGCGAUGCUGGUCCAAAUACCGGGGGUAUGGGAGCUUAUUGUCCGUGUCCACUCCUAAGUCAAAAAGACUGGGAACUAGUGAAAAAAAAUGUACUUCAAAAAGCAGUGGAUGGCUUGCGAAAAGAAAAUAUUCCGUUCGUUGGCGUACUUUACGCUGGAUUGAUGUUAACUCAAGAUGGUCCUAAGGUUUUGGAAUUCAAUUGCCGAUUUGGUGAUCCUGAAACACAAGUUAUUUUACCAUUGCUCAAAUCUGAUCUCUUUGCCAUCAUAAAGGCCUGCUGCACUGGCACCCUCACUGAAUCUCACGUAUCCUGGCAUGAAAAUGUUUCGGCUGUAGGCGUUAUUUUAGCAUCUAGGGGUUAUCCAGAGUCCUCGUCAAAGGGACAAGUAAUAACUGGAGUCAAAACUGUAGCAAUACGACAAAAUCACUUCGUCUUCCACAGUGGUACAAAUCGAUCCAGCACCGGUGACUUAUUGACAAACGGUGGGCGAGUUCUGAUAGCCGUGUCUCUAGCACCAUCCUUGGCGUUAGCAGCCGCCAGAGCAACCGCAGCAGCUCAAAGUAUACAGUUUGAUGGAAAACAAUUUAGAACUGAUAUCGCGCACAAAGGAAUCGCUAGAUCCAUCCUAAGGGAUGGUGUGCUGACGUAUAAGAGCAGCGGAGUCGACAUUGAAGCUGGUGAUUCUUUAAUUUCUGCCAUUAAACCUGUUGUCGGCGCUACUAAACGACUUGGCGUAAUUGGGAGUAUUGGUGGAUUUGGUGGGUUAUUUGAUACAAAAGCUGCUGGUUACGUGGAUCCACUCCUCGUUUCUGGAACUGACGGUGUUGGCACUAAACUCAAAAUAGCUAUCGCAUGUGGUAAACACAAUACGGUUGGAAUUGACUUGGUUGCGAUGUGCGUCAACGAUGUUCUUGCGCACGGCGCGGAACCCUUGUUUUUCCUUGAUUAUUUUGCCUGCGGUCGCCUCGACGUUGAAGUUGCUACUGAGGUCAUCGCAGGGGUUGCUGAGGGAUGUAAAAGGGCCGGUUGCGCCUUGGUUGGUGGAGAAACGGCGGAAAUGCCUUCCAUGUAUGGCGAGGGUGAAUAUGACUUGGCUGGAUUUGCGGUAGGAGCUGUGGAGCGAAAAAAUUUACUUCCACGAACAAGUGAAAUUCAACCUGGUGACAUUGUCAUUGGUCUCUCGUCCAGUGGGGUACACAGUAAUGGAUUUAGUUUAGUUUCCAAAGUACUGAAGAUUGCCAAUAAACAGUAUUCCGAUCCGGCACCGUUUUCAAACAUAGGAAAAACUAUUGGGGAGGAACUACUGGAGCCCACUAAGAUAUAUGCAGUUGGAGUACUUCCUGCCUUAAGAUCUGGUUAUGUUAAGGGAUUCGCACAUAUCACUGGUGGUGGUCUUACUGAAAAUAUACCACGAGUUUUGCCAAAGGAUACUGGCGUACUUCUUGAUGCUAAUAAGUGGAAUAUUUUACCUGUUUUUGGCUGGUUAGCCACUGUCGGUGGUAUAAAUCGACAAGAAAUGCUGAGAACUUUUAACUGUGGCAUUGGUGCGAUUCUCAUUUGUUCUGCGGUAGACGAGAAGGAAGUUCUGAACACAUUAAGAAAUGAAAAUCCCACGGUUAUUGGAAUGGUAAAAUCUCAUAGAACUACUGACAUAGAAGACAGAGUACAAGUAGAAAAUUUUGAAAGAGCAAUAGAAGUACAUAUGAAGAAACACGUGUCCUACCUAGUCUCCAAUCUUUGUAAACCCCUGAGAAGGGUUGGAGUUCUAAUAUCUGGAAGCGGCACUAAUCUACAGGCUCUAAUAGAUGCUACGCAGGAUAGGACACAACACAUAGGAGCAGAGAUCGUUUUAGUCAUUUCCAAUAAGCCUGACGUUGAGGGAUUAAGACGAGCACAAAAAGCUGGAAUAAAAACUAAGGUAAUAAAACACGUAGACUUUCCAAACCGUGAGACCUUCGAUCAGGCAAUGGAUGCUGAGCUUGAAGCAGCUGGAGUAGAAAUUAUAUGUCUUGCUGGCUUCAUGCGAAUACUGUCUGAACCUUUCGUGAAAAAAUGGAGAGGAGCCAUUAUCAAUGUGCAUCCUGCAUUAUUACCAUCAUUUAAAGGAGCACAUGCUCACAAAGAUGCUCUUGCUGCUGGUGUCCGAGUGACUGGAUGCACUGUACAUUUUGUCGAGGUCGAUAUAGAUUCUGGAGCAAUAAUUGAACAAGAGGUAGUUCCUGUACUACAUAAUGACACUGUAGAAAUUCUUCAAGAAAGAGUGAAGGUUGCAGAACAUCGUGCAUUUCCAAGAGCUUUACGACGCCUAGCGACAGGAGAAAUACGCCUUAAUGAAAAUGGCAUUCUUGAAUGGAAUCAUUAAUUAUCACUUUAUAGAUCUUUUACAUGAGUCUAGUCCAUAAGGCGCCAUUCGGAAUACAUUAUAACUGUACAGUGUCUCAUUUAAAUAAUCUUUUUGCAAGCUUUAUUAACAGUUAAAAUACCAUAUUUUACAGUAAAGUACUCAACAAAUUUUUAUAUCCA
This is a messenger RNA of Cephus cinctus (wheat stem sawfly), 3371 nucleotides long. It is a transcript of the gene Gart, whose product is annotated as trifunctional purine biosynthetic protein adenosine-3. Bases 175 to 3210 code for a protein of 1011 amino acids. Gene Ontology annotation, molecular function: phosphoribosylformylglycinamidine cyclo-ligase activity; metal ion binding; ATP binding. Lineage: Eukaryota; Metazoa; Arthropoda; Insecta; Hymenoptera; Cephidae. Gene Ontology annotation, biological process: adenine biosynthetic process; 'de novo' IMP biosynthetic process. Gene Ontology annotation, cellular component: cytosol. The transcript is spliced from 15 exons. The record is from RefSeq and is a predicted model, not a curated record.